UACUUCAGGUCGAAGUUCACAUGUUGUAAAUCAUGAAUCAUGAUAGAUUGAAAGAAGAGGGAAAGUUGUGGUGUUUCUAGUUUUAUGUUUUUUAAUUUAAUUAUAAUUAGUUGAUAAUUGACUUGGAGAAUGUCUUUGGCGCCCAUGAUAAAAGUGGCACAAGCCAACAAAAUCUGUUCAGCCUCAGUUAUUUUUCUGCAUGGCUCAGGGGACACGGGCCAAGGGUUUUUCAAUUGGAUUAAGUUUUUAAUGGGAGACUUUGUGUCUCCUCAUAUUCAUUUUUAUUUUCCCACUGCUCCUCUGAGACCGUAUACACCACUUAAAGGAGAGGCGAGUAACGUGUGGUUUGAUAGACUCAGUAUUACACCAGAUGUGCCUGAGCAUGACGAAAGCUUAGCAGAAAUUGGGGAAGAAGUCAAAUUACUAGUAAAUAAUAUUGUCAAUAGUGGGGUUCCUUUAAACCGCAUAAUUAUAGGUGGUUUUUCAAUGGGAGGUGCUCUUGCUCUUCAUUCAGCUUUUCGGUUUACACCUGGGCUGGCCGGAGUGUUCACUCUUUCAUCGUUCCUAAAUAAAAACUCGGCUGUUUAUUCGGGGCUUAAAUCGGAAACAACGCCUUUAUACAUGGCACAUGGCGAAAGAGAUACGAUGGUGCCGAUAUCAUGGGGUAAAAAGACGUUUGAAGAACUGAGCAAACUGAAUGUUAAAGGGGAAUUUAUUCCACUGGUGUAUACGUUGCAUGAGUUGAAGACUGGGGAGCUUCAAGGGUUGUUCAAGUGGAUCAAUCAGCUACUGCCACCCUUGGAGACUGAUAGUGAAAAUUGACUCAAGAAGGGAAAGUAUUGGGUUUUAGGUGAAAGGUUUUAGGAAUGGGCAGAAAUUUUAUACAUGGUUUGACUUUUGUUUGGCAAACCCGUUUAGCAAUAAUGAAAAACAAUGUUCCUUCUACAAUAGUCUGUUCUCUUCGAACGCUAAAGUUUGUCAGCUGAAUUAUAUUUACAAGUUUUAUAUUCAAUUUUAUAGAUAUGUAUACCCAUAUAAAUUAUUAAGGACUGAAUAAAUAAACGUAGUAGAAAAA
Messenger RNA from Dendroctonus ponderosae (mountain pine beetle), 1075 nucleotides. RefSeq names its product lysophospholipase-like protein 1. The transcript has 4 exons. Gene Ontology annotation, biological process: protein depalmitoylation. Lineage: Eukaryota; Metazoa; Arthropoda; Insecta; Coleoptera; Curculionidae. The record is from RefSeq and is a predicted model, not a curated record. Gene Ontology annotation, molecular function: palmitoyl-(protein) hydrolase activity; carboxylic ester hydrolase activity. Bases 130 to 822 code for a protein of 230 amino acids. Gene Ontology annotation, cellular component: cytoplasm.